This is a messenger RNA of Cornus florida, 702 nucleotides long. RefSeq lists its product as uncharacterized. The record is from RefSeq and is a predicted model, not a curated record. NCBI's taxonomy places the organism in Eukaryota, Viridiplantae, Streptophyta, Magnoliopsida, Cornales, Cornaceae. The transcript has a single exon. Bases 1 to 702 code for a protein of 233 amino acids.
AUGCUUGAGUUUAUGCAAUGUCUACACAGCAAUGAGCUUGAGGACUUGAGGUAUAAUGGGAUUUUCUUCAGUUGGUCAAAUAACAGUCUUGGGUGUGCUAAUGUAUCUAGGAAGCUGGAUAGAGUUUUGAUCAACCAAGCAUGGAUGAAUAUGUUUCCACAAGCAGAAUGCAAUUUCUUACCACAUAGGAUCUCGGAUCAUUCUCCCAUGGUGGUUAGGAUUAGGAUUACCUCUCUUAAGAGAAAUCUCCCAUUUAGAUUCUUUAAUUUUUGGACUCUAAACCCUAAGUUUGUGGCUCAAGGUUGGCAACUGGAGGUGAUUGGCACAAAGAUGUAUUGUGUGGUUAAGAGGCUUAGGGCCCUUAAGCUUCCACUAAGGCUUUUAAACAUAAAUGAUUUUGGCGCUAUAUCAAAAAGAGUUGAAGAAUAUAGAAGUGAGCUGUAUCAGUGUCAACAAAGCUUAGAUUGUAAUCCUGCAGAUGACCAGUUGAGGGUUGUAGAGAAAGAACUUGCAGCCAAAUUCUCUACAUUGUGUCUUGCUGAGGAAAUCUUUUAUAAACAAAAAGCACAAAUUCAUUGGUUAAAGGAUGGGGAUCAAAACACAUCCUAUUUCAUGAAGGUUUUCUCAUCCAAAGCUAAUAGGAGGAAGGUGUUAUCCCUUGAGGAUCCUAAUGGAGAAGUGUUACAAAGCCAGGAGUCGUAA